AUGACUUGCCUACACCUCCACGCUUCAUUGUUUCCCAUGCAUACAAAACUCAAACAGCAGCAACAACAUCACAUAGGGAUGGAGCAUACUACAAAACUACUCUGGGGUGAACCAAGCAGGACUGAUCCACAUUGCAAGAGCUUUUCUUCAGCAAGUUCAUUAAGGACCAAGGCAAUUCCAGAUUUCAUUGUUGUUGCUGCUACUUCUCCGCCCAGACCCGGUGACCUGUCAACGUUUGUUCCAAUAAGUGUCCUGCUUGUAACAGUAUACUUCAUAUCAAAUUUCGUCGUGCCGGAUAUUCUUACCAAAAAUUUUGGAUUCGAUGAAGACAAGAAGGUUGAUGAUGUAGAGGAAAAAUAG
This is a messenger RNA of Lathyrus sativus (Indian pea), 360 nucleotides long. Lineage: Eukaryota; Viridiplantae; Streptophyta; Magnoliopsida; Fabales; Fabaceae. The record is from the annotation of a GenBank genome assembly.